AUGUAUAACGUUGUUCACAUUGACGAAAAAUGGUUUUAUAUGAAAGAAAAGUCAAUAAUAUUUUAUUUGGUAAAGGAUGAAGAAGAUCCAAUUCGUACUUAUAAAAGUAAAAAUUUCAUAACAAAAGUUAUUUUUCUAGUUGCCGUAGCUAGGCCUAGGUUUAAUUUGCAACAAAAUGUAGCACUCAACGGAUUGAUCGGUAUAUUUCCUUUUGUCAUACAAGAGCCAUCUAGAAGAUCUAGUGUAAAUAGACAUGCAGGUACACUUGAGACCAAAGCAAUGACAUCAAUUACUAAAGAUGUCAUGAGAACAUUUUUGCUUCAGAAAGUGUUACCUGCUAUUAAAGAAAAAUGGCGAAGAGAAGAAAUAGGACAUCCGAUACUCAUUCAGCAAGAUAACGCAAGCUUACACCCUAAUUGUGAAGAUGGAGAAUUUCGUCUAGCAGCUUCAUACGAUGGACUUGACAUUCGAUUAAUGUGCCAACCCCCAAAUUCACCUGAUUUAAAUGUUUUAGAUCUUGGUUUUUACAUAUCAAUACAAGCCUUACAAUAUAUAGAGUCUCCUAAUUCUAUAGAUGAACUUGUGAGUGCAGUUGAGAAGUCAUUUCAAGAAUUUGAAAUUGCCAAAUAA
Molecule: messenger RNA, 630 nt
Organism: Vicia villosa (hairy vetch)
Lineage: Eukaryota; Viridiplantae; Streptophyta; Magnoliopsida; Fabales; Fabaceae
Exons: 1
Coding region: 1-630 (209 amino acids)
Molecular function (GO): nucleic acid binding
Source: RefSeq, a predicted model, not a curated record